Papaver somniferum (opium poppy) is the source of this 1371-nucleotide messenger RNA. RefSeq lists its product as uncharacterized. The coding region runs from base 1 to 1371 and encodes 456 amino acids. The transcript is spliced from 13 exons. Lineage: Eukaryota; Viridiplantae; Streptophyta; Magnoliopsida; Ranunculales; Papaveraceae. The record is from RefSeq and is a predicted model, not a curated record.
AUGGGUGAAGGAGCUGUUUUUGAUUUGACAAGGGUUAACAUGUCUGACGUUGCUCACGAUUCAGAUAUUGCUUGUUAUUCUCAUAAUCAAGUGAUAGUUCCUAUUCUUGCCGACGUAACGCUCCAGAGCAUCGCUGCAUUACCUUUUGCAAAGAAAUCGGCUUUCUUUGAUUUGCAUGUGGAUGUAAUUUCAGCUGGCGCAUCUAAUUCUUCUAGGCGUAUGGAAGUUGACAUUAGGGAAACAAACUCCGGGUCAUAUAUUGAUUUCGACUUCAAUGGUGUUACAAAGAGAUUCAAUAGACUUUUUAUUUGCUUUGGAGCUUGUAGAGAGGGCUAUAAACUUUAUCGUCCGAUGAUUUUCUGUGAUUGUACAUUUCUUACUGGGACUUUUAGAGGAGGUCUCAUGGAGGCAACAUGUCUUAACGACAAUCAAGUUUCAGGUUUUUAUCCUCUCGCAUAUGCAUUAGUUUCUGGUGAAACUAAUGACAAUUGGGAGUGGUUUUUCAAGAAUCUGAAGGAUGCUUUGGAUGAUGAUCGCCUAAUCACUUUUAUGACUGGCCGAGGUGAAGGCUAUUGCUACUUCCACUUGGACAAAAGCUUACCUAUCACAAAGUUUGACGAAAAGUAUAAAGAAGUGACUGAUGCUUUCCGAAAGGCAACAUAUGCGCUUUCUCCUGCAAGAUACGAGGAAGCUCUUCAAGAAAUGGUAAAUUUGGGAAGGCCUUGGGUUACUGACUACUGUCGCAACAUUCCAAGGGAAAAGUGGUCCAGUGCGUUCUUCAAGGGCUGUAGGUAUGGUCAGACUUCUUCAAGCGUUGCCGAAUCAUUCAAUAAUUGGAUUAACCGCGAGAAAAAGUUACCCGCGUGUGCGUUCGUUGACAAGAUCAGGCUACAUAUUAUGGAGUUGAUGUCAGAACGUCGCGAAGAGAGUGUCUUGAUGAACCCAGAACUGCUAACCAAUGUGUAUCAAGCCUUGCUUGAACUACACAUUCAAAUUGGCCAUCCCUGGAAAAUAUUCGCUAUUACUAGAUCUGGAGGAAGGAUACUUGAUUACGUCGAAGAUUACUUCAAAGUUACCUGUUAUCGUGAGCUAUAUUCAAUAGCUAUUAGACCUGUUCCUAACCACGACAAGCCUGAUGAGUAUCACGUAGACGAUACCGUUCUCCCACCAGCUGUAAUUAGGGCUCCACCAGGCAGGAAAAAGGGAAAGCGUAUUAAAAGUACAUGGGAGAAUAGUAGAAAAUCUGUUAAGUGUUCAAACUGUAUGUGUUUCAAUCAGCUUGGACGUGCAUCAGAAGGUGAUACCGAUGACAUUGCCGUUCUUUCCACCAGUUAUUAUUUGAAAAGCUCACCACCAGCUAUCAACAUGUAG